This is a messenger RNA of Phytomonas sp. EM1, 369 nucleotides long. NCBI's taxonomy places the organism in Eukaryota, Euglenozoa, Kinetoplastea, Trypanosomatida, Trypanosomatidae. The record is from the annotation of a GenBank genome assembly.
AUGCGGCGUAUCUUGCCAACACUGAAUCUCAGCAGGGCUGGAUCGCCACGAUGGACGCAGACUUACUAUCAGAUGGAAAUGGAUAGAGGGUUGUUUGUUGCUGCGUUGCUGAGCUCGAGGCACUUUUUUGGCAACGCACCUGCGCGUGUGAGACCUGUGGAGGCACCUAUAGAGAAUGGAUUCAGGCAAACGGAGCGAGAAGUCAGCCCUUUGAUUGUCAUGGCAUUCGUUAUCAUUACUCCGUUGUGGCUACUGGCUAUAUUUUCCGGGGGCGAAGAAACUAAGAGAGAAACCCUCAUGCAGUGGGCCUUGGCCCGGCAGCGAAAACUGGUCGUGAAUCCGGCUUCUUUAGUUUCUUCUCCCAAAUGA